Messenger RNA from Brassica napus (rape), 2351 nucleotides. Its product is annotated as transcription factor GTE4. NCBI's taxonomy places the organism in Eukaryota, Viridiplantae, Streptophyta, Magnoliopsida, Brassicales, Brassicaceae. The transcript has 9 exons. Bases 77 to 2002 code for a protein of 641 amino acids. The record is from RefSeq and is a predicted model, not a curated record. Gene Ontology annotation, molecular function: protein binding.
UAAGAAAACACAAAACCAAACGCCUCUCUUGGAGGAGAAAGAAAAAGGUUGCGAGGAGAGAGAGAGAGAAGCGAGGAUGGGUGAGGUAGCAGAAACAAUGACGAAGAAGAAGAAGAAAGGGAGGCCAUCUCUUCUAGACCUUCAGAAGCGAGCUAUCAAACAGCAACAACAACUACAACAACACCACAGAAACAAUCACGAUGACCAUAGAUCCGGCUCCAAAAACCCUAAUUCUCCCAACUCCGGCACCCGAUCCAAGCGCCGGAACACUAAUCCCAACGGAGUCUCCUUCUCCGAUUCCCCCUUGAGCGAGGAAGACGACGACGAGCGGCGCGAGAAGAAACACAAGCUCCUGUACGGAUUAAACUCCCACUCCAAUCGUCAUUCUCCUAAUCCCCAAUCGCGCGGCUCCGAUCUGAACCUCGUCGAGUCUCCCGUCAAUAGACGGAAGAUCGGCGGUGACGGCGGCGGCGGAUCUGGAUUCACGGGAGAAAACGCUUCGAAAGCGACAGACAUUCUUCAAGGGUCACCCGUGGAGUCUGGCGGUCCCACCACACCUCUGCCAGACAAACAGUUGUUGGUGUUCAUCCUCGAUAGACUUCAAAAGAAAGAUACUUAUGGCGUUUACUCAGAUCCAGUUGAUCCUGAGGAGCUUCCUGAUUAUCAUGAGAUUAUCACGAAUCCAAUGGAUUUUAGCACAGUUCGGAAGAAAUUGGACUCUGGAGCUUAUGCCACUUUAGAACAAUUCGAGGGGGAUGUGUUUUUAAUAUGUAGCAAUGCAAUGGAAUACAAUUCAUCAGACACUGUAUAUUAUCGACAGGCGCGGGGUAUACAAGAAUUAGCCAAAAAGGACUUUGAGAAUUUAAGGCGAGACAGUGAUGAUGAAGAACCACAAAGCCAACAAGACCAGCAACAGCAACAGCAACAGCAGCCAAAAGUUGCUAGAAGAGGCCGUCCGCCAAAGAAACAGCCCGAACCAUCUUCCAUUGACCGUACUGCUUCCGAAAUUUCAGCUGAUGCGCUCAUUCCUGGAGGAGACGGCUCUAAUAGGUUUUCUGGUGCUUACAAUCUAAGAAAGACUCCUCCUUCACACAAAUUCCGACAAGCCGAAACAUCUGUUCGGAUCAACCAUAACAGCGAAACGCAAAGUGGAUGGUCCGUAGAUUGGGAGAACGAGUUUCCACCUUCGGUUGUGAAGGCGGUUAACAAGUAUGGGAUGAAACAUUUCAAUGUCGAUGAAAACAAACGCGACACAUACAACCACCUCCCAGCUUCUACACAGGAGCCAUCGGUUUUAACAACGCUUGAAGACGAGUUAAAACAGUUGAUUCCAGUUGGACUGACCACUGAGUACGGUUACGCAAGGAGUCUAGUACGAUACGCUGCGAACCUCGGUCCCGUUGCAUGGAAAAUCGCAUCCAAGAGAAUCGAAACCGUGUUGCCGCCUGGAAUCAAAUACGGUCCAGGUUGGGUUGAAGAGAACCCAGCGGGAACCGAAGAGGAUAAUGAACCUCAAAAACAAACCGUGCUGGGAAAGCAAAAGUGUUCUAAUGACUUAGCGUCUAAUGAUUAUUCGAACAGAAUCCUAUCUCCAACCGCUUCGGUUUCAAGCGCUUUCAUAGGAAACAGACAUUCUUCUUCCCAGGGAAUUGAAGAGACUGCUGCACCUUCUCGUGCCUUCCCUUCAGCUUCCUCCUCUCGCCAGGCAGGACCGAUGAUCAAACCUGAAAGCAGCAUCAACGGUCUAACCCGCGGUUUCAGUGGAUUCGGCCAUAGUCCAAGUCCAGUGAUCGGAGCCACGAGACAGAAACAGCCAAACUUAGCCAACGAGACCAUGCCGGGCCCGCAACAACAAGGGAUGUUGUUUCCUUAUAACAAACAGGAGCUCGACCGGUUUCCACCGGACCUUAACGCUAGGCUUGUAUCACCGAACUCUCCCGGCGCGAAUCAGCAGACUGGUUCGUCCUCGUCGCAGCAUCCGGAUCUGGCGUUACAGCUCUGAAAGAUGAUUGAAUCUUUGAAAGAGGAAGGAUGAGUAACAAGAAGAGGCAUUUUCCAUUGGCUAUUCUCAGGCGUAUAUUUUUCUGGUAUGCAAAAUCAGUUGUGGAAGGUCAUGGCCUAUUUGUUGUGACAUGAAAAUGUAUGAGACUAGUCUCUCUGUUGUACAGAUUGUUGCAACAUCCAUAUUUUUUUAGGGGUACAAAGAAAAGAAAAAAAAGGCAGUGAGAAAAAAAAAACACAGGAGUCCUGCAAGUUGUAGAAUAUAGUUUAUAGUUUUAAUUUAUUAUUUUUCAAAUGUUGUAAGUUUUUAAACCUUGCGUUAAAUAAGAAACAAAAAGUCUUCAAGUGGA